This is a messenger RNA of Trypanosoma rangeli, 603 nucleotides long. RefSeq lists its product as uncharacterized. The coding region runs from base 1 to 603 and encodes 200 amino acids. NCBI's taxonomy places the organism in Eukaryota, Euglenozoa, Kinetoplastea, Trypanosomatida, Trypanosomatidae. The record is from RefSeq and is a predicted model, not a curated record. The transcript has a single exon.
AUGACGGACGCCAUCGAUGUGACCACGUACUGCGACGACAAGGCUCUCGGCCAGACCGCGCCGUCGCUUGCCAAUCUCGAGCCCCUCCGCGGCGAGAAGGUGGCCCUCGAGCACGGCAAGGUGUACGUGCUGUACUUCUUCAACACCUUCUACCGCGGCGCCGACCCCGUCAACGAGGAGCUGACGGUUCUGUCAGAGAAGUACGGCGAUAAGGUGGUCUUCGUCGCGAUCAGCAACGAUGCGGAUAAGGAGAAGACGGAGAAGUACCUCAACAAGAACAUCGUGGACGAGAACACAAAGAAGCCGCUGCGGCUUGCCCCGCCGCACAUCCUCUUCGACGACAAGAAAGCGACCGGCAAGACGUACGCAGAGGUCUCGAACCUCACCGUCAUGUCCUGUCCGAUGGCCUUCAUUGUGAAGGCCGACGGAACCAUUGCGUGGAGGCAGCAGUUUCUGCAGACCUUCACCAUCUCGCAAUCCAACUUUGAGGCGCAGCUCAACCACGUACUGGCGGGCGAGGCGCUCGAAAGUAACGGCCCGCGGCCCGCUGUCCAUAUCGAGGAGGAGGCCGCUGAGGUCGAGGACGAGAUGUCGCUUUUUUGA